CGACAACCCGGAUAAGCCGUCGCAGAGAUAUCUCAAAUUAUACGACGAAGAUACCAUUUUUGCUGUAAGGCUGUUUGUGUGUACAGUCAUUUUCUAUAUGUAGAUUUUUUGCAGAGGAAAGGAAGCUCGUCUGGCAGUGAUUUGAAGGAGGCGUUCGGCACAAUUUUUAUGAUUUCCAAGUGUUAUUUAUUACUGUGUGCAUGUUCACAUCUGAAAGAAGGAUAAAGAAUGCGAGAAGAGGAGUUUGAGACGUCCAUAAAAGUCCUACUUGUCGGCAAUGGCGCUGUAGGCAAGUCUAGUAUGAUCCAGCGCUACUGCAAAGGAGUUUUUACCAAAGACUACAAGAAAACAAUAGGAGUCGACUUUCUAGAACGACAGCUACAAGUCCAUGGAGAAGACGUACGUUUGAUGCUUUGGGAUACUGCAGGACAGGAGGAAUUCGAUUCGAUCACAAAGUCGUACUACAGAGGUGCACAUGCUUGUGUAUUGGCUUUCUCAACGACGGACAGAAGAUCAUUUGAAGAUGUUGCAAAAUGGCAGGAGAAGGUUGCUGAGGAAUGCGGUGAUAUUGCUAUGGUUUUGAUUCAGAACAAAAUUGAUUUACUAGAAGAAGCAGUUGUUGAAGCCUCUGAGGUGGAAGAGUUGGCGAAAUGUUUGAAAUUGAAGUUGUACAGGACGUCUGUCAAAGAUGAUUAUAACGUAAACGAAGUGUUUCUGUACCUUGCUGAAAGAUAUUUGGAAAUUCUUAGCAAAAUGGAAUCGUCACAAACACAUCCAUCAGACACAAAAACAAUAGGAUUAUUUAGUGCUGAGGCUACAGGCCUAGGUGUGCAAGCUAUGGCGAACAGCGAGGGAGAAGCAAACAACGCAGAGAUGAGAAAGAAGACUCGAGCAAAGAAUGACAGCCAGGCGACUGAGAGUUCAUUUCAACUGAGACCAAACAAAAUGCGCACCGGUGGAAAGAAGAAUAAACUCUUGUGUACUGUUUUGUAGCUGAUAUAGCGAUAGUUGUAGUACGUACAGCUUAGCAAAUUGUAUCCAUAUCCGCAUCCAUGUAGCUACCGAGUUGCAGUUCUCCUUGGACCAGUUUUAUUCCUGCUUUAUAUUAUCGGUCCAUACAU
Corticium candelabrum is the source of this 1121-nucleotide messenger RNA. RefSeq names its product ras-related protein Rab-23-like. Gene Ontology annotation, biological process: vesicle-mediated transport. Bases 229 to 993 code for a protein of 254 amino acids. Lineage: Eukaryota; Metazoa; Porifera; Homoscleromorpha; Homosclerophorida; Plakinidae. The record is from RefSeq and is a predicted model, not a curated record. Gene Ontology annotation, molecular function: GTP binding; GTPase activity. The transcript has 6 exons.